Molecule: messenger RNA, 3015 nt
Organism: Thelazia callipaeda (thelaziosis nematode)
Lineage: Eukaryota; Metazoa; Nematoda; Chromadorea; Rhabditida; Thelaziidae
Source: the annotation of a GenBank genome assembly
AUGUCCAGCGUGGAAAAAAAACGAGCUUCAAGUUCGAUUGAAGAGGAGACGGGUGUAGUCAGAUCCGGUUAUAUUACAGCUGCAUUAGCUCCUGCCAAAACGAAAAAAACAUAUUAUGCUGUGUUGGGUCAUCGUGCGCUUGAGUUACAUGAAAGUGAGAAAAAAGCUCAAAAAAAAAACCGACAUCCACGAUAUUUGAUUGAUCUCUCCACAUGCUUCAAUAUUAAUCGACAUACUAUUAGUUUAUGCUUACAGUAUGAUGGUCGGCUGAAAUAUUGUGUAGCAGUUAUGACACCUGAUGAGACGUUAUUUUUGCGAGCGGAAACAGAUGCACUGAGUGAUGAGUGGUUCGAGACGCUGAUUUCAACUGCAACUUUAGCUCGAGCUUUGCAUCUUGGCCGACCUGUUUUAUCUAAAGAAUUUUUUGAAUAUGUGUGGGAUAUCACUAUAGUUGAAAAUCUGAAGCUACGAAAACCAGUUAAACCAGUCGAGGAAAUAGUUAAUAUAUGUUCAAAAAAUCCAUCUCUGAUAGGACCUCAUCGAUUAUGUUUUUACCAUCAUACAAUUAUUGUAUGUCGGCGAGGUAUCGAACCAGCAUCUGCAGAUAAUUUACCCAAGUCAGGCAUUCCUCCGUUUAAAACGACUGACUAUAUCGAGUUUCCGCGUCAAUACAUGGCAAGUUUUGGCUGCCAGGAGCGGUAUUUUUUUAUGGUCAUGGGUCGCUCGUCGCCAUCUGGUGCUUGCGAACUCUGGGCACUGUGUGAGUGUGAGGAAGUAGCUGCUGAUGUGCAUAGGAAAUUAAAUAAAAUCAUUGAAGAUGAAUGUGAGAAAAAAAGAAAAAUGUCGUAUGGAGCAUUGCUAUAUCCAUCUUCAUAUAAUGCACAUCGAGAGCGACUUCAUACUCAUACAGGAGUUCGACGAGCAGGCACUGUUACCGCAAAGAAAUCAACGCCUGACGAAUUAAUGCUUAAAGAAAGGCGCGCUCAGUUACGGGAUUAUAAAUGGGCUGCAAAGUCAAUCCAAGAAACACUGCAAGAAGGAUCAUUGUCGCCUAACGUUCCCUCUAUUGUAUGGUUUGAUGCAAAUAGUUCUAGGAAUAGAAGCUUGCGGAAUUCAAGAUCAGUGCAAAAUAGCAUGGGAGGAAGGGUUGAUCGAACACGAAGUUUUGAUACGAAAAUAGUGGUACCUUCAUCACCACCAUCUUCUUCUGAGGCAAAAAAUGAAAAGAGUAGUGAAGUAUGCUAUCCGUUAGAACUAUCACUGGACAAUUUGAAACAACUAAAGAUUUCUCAGCAUCGUUCUUCUAUUACGUCAUCGUCAGCUGCAGAAGAAACAGAAGAUAGUGGUAGUACAUUACGAAUCGAGACGGAAGAAACAUCGUAUCCUACUGAACCAAAUGUAGAAGACCAUAUCACAAAAGAAGCUUCUCCAGUUUUACAGAGGCAGUGUGCAUCAUGUAUGGAAUCUCACAAAGCUAUACCAGUAACAAAUAAACAGAUUGAUUGUGAUGAUCACGUAGAAAGGGCUUCGUUGUCUGCCACUGGAAGUACAAGUACAAAUGAUGAUUUUUUGCAGACAACACCUGGAGAAAUGUCAGAAGGUGCAUCUGUUGAUAAUCUGGAAUAUGCUCCUAUGGAUAUGAGUUCAUGGUCGUCAGGAAGCGCAUCACAUCUUGGUCUUUCACUAGGAGAGCCUCAGUUUAAUUUAGAAGAAGUUCGAUCAUAUGUGUCUGACAGCAGUGAUAGCUGCUACUCAUCAAUAGCAGCAAAUGGAGCACCACGUGCCUAUUCGUUUGGUGCAUCACACAUCAGCCAGCAGUGGUCAGGGCAUUUAGGAAAGAAACCGGUACAUCCUGAUAACAGUUCGCCAGCACGAGAUUCAAAGCGAUGUAGUGCAACUUUGUCACAAGGCGAAGAUUUGUGUCAUCGAAAUAAGUCAUCACCAUCAACAUCCAUUUCUCAAGAUGAUGCUCGUAAAAGAGCUUUUUCUUUAGGAAGCAGUAAAUCAUGGUUUCAGAAGCCAUUUCGAAAGCUCUCUCGUGAUUUCAUUUCUCGUGCACAUCGUUCAUCGAAUACAUCGCAGGCAUCCUCAGUGAGCACUACUGGAUUGUCACUCAUUCAUUCACCUAAUUCCUGCUUUUUGCCAGUGACAUCCCAAUGUUUCGUGGCAAGUGACCAGAAUGCAACAUCUCAUGAUUUCCUUUCUGACAAUGAAGGUAUUGUUGUAAUAUCAGUAAACAUUGUGCUAUUUGUCACCAUGGCAGCAUUUGGUACUUGGGAGAAAAUGUAUAUGACUUCAAGCUUUCGCUCGGAGAGCAUAGAAUCGACUCUUUCUGCUCCGUAUUCCAAACGCUUCGUGAGUAACGAUCACACUGGCGAUCAUAUGCCAGUGGAUUUCGGUUGUGCUAUUUUGUCAUUCGGCAAAUCAGCAAGCAGUUCGUUGCACAGUGCUGAUAGUCCUUCAAGGUCACGAACUUCUUCGUUCGGUUGUGGUCAAAGAUAUUACGGAGUACGAGAUUCGGGUGAUGCAGUCAUCCAUACUCAGGAGAAAGGCAAUGAAAGCCCUUCAAUUUCUACUUUGCGACGAUUAUACGAGCGAUGUAGGGAACACUGUAACAGCUCAGUAAGCGUACCAAAUGAAUCUGAUGAAGAUGACGAUUAUGUUGGAAGAGAUCCGGCGGAGACUAGUUCUUCUGAUCUGCAUAAUUCACCAAAAUCUGGCUAUGAGGGACAGCUGACUGCUAAUGGUUAUUCUGAUUCUCGCAAUUCACAGGUUUUCGAGACCAUACAAGAAAGCUUGUCAGGAAGAUCAUCUCCUGCUUCCUCAAAAGAUAUUGAGUCGGCUGGCAGCCAUAAUGAGUGGAAAGUUCGAAGUAAAGUGAAUUUAAGAGCUGAAAAAGAAUUUUCUGAGAAAGAAACCAUUAGAGACAAUAACAACGAAAAGAAGCAGUCUGAGUCGAUCGAUUUAAUUUCUGAUUCAGAUUACGUUCAUAUGGAUGUAAGUCUGAUUUCUUAG